This is a messenger RNA of Etheostoma cragini (Arkansas darter), 1216 nucleotides long. It is a transcript of the gene arpin, whose product is annotated as actin related protein 2/3 complex inhibitor. The coding region runs from base 123 to 800 and encodes 225 amino acids. The record is from RefSeq and is a predicted model, not a curated record. Lineage: Eukaryota; Metazoa; Chordata; Actinopteri; Perciformes; Percidae. The transcript is spliced from 6 exons. Gene Ontology annotation, biological process: negative regulation of actin nucleation.
UCGGCACGUGCUGGAUAAAAAACAAGCGCCCCUCUGUCGCGCGGUGACGUGUAGGAACAGGAAGUCAGGAAACAGUAGAAGAGAAAAGUUGCAAUAGUUCAGGGAUAAAAAGUUGAUAAAAAAUGAGCCGAAUUUAUCACAACACGUCUUUACAGAACAAACCAGUGCACAAUGAGAGAUUUGACCGCGUGUGGUCUCCCUCUACGUAUGAAAGUGGCCAGGGGGUCCUUUUAGAAGGAAAGCUGCUGGAUGUUUCCAGACAUGCCAUCAGUGACGACAGCAAUCAAAAGGUCCGUUUCUAUGUCCUGUACAUCAAACCCAGCCGCAUCCAUCAGAGGAAGUUCGAUGCCAGUGGUACGGAGAUGGAGCCAAACUUCAGUGACACCAAAAAGGUCAACACUGGCUUCCUCAUGUCCUCCUACAAGGUGGAAGCUAAAGGGGAGUCGGACUGUCUGUCUGAGGAGCAGCUGUCCCUGAUGGUGAACAAAGCUGAGCUGGUGAAGAUAACUGACAAGCACCGACCCAGCGGGACCUGGGCCUUCUGGUACCCAGAGUCAGAGAUGGACACAACCGAGCUGGAAACGGGACGGGAUAUACGGCUGAAGACCCGAGGAAACAGUCCUUUCAUAUUCUCGUUAGCCAAAGUGGACGGCGGAACGGUGACCAAGUGUAACUUCGCUGGCGAUGAAAAGGCCGGAGCGUCGUGGACGGAUAAGAUCCUGGCCAACAAAGCAGACGCAGUUGGCGCUCAGGGGCCCGGCCAUGGAGAGGGAGCCGAGGAGGAUGAAUGGGAUGACUGAGGAAGCCAUCUCUCCGGAUGUCUUGGCGCUGUUCCCGUCUCCAGGGUGAACUGCUUCAGUUUGAAUCCCUUCCUGCAUCUGUCUUGGCCUUGGGACUCCCACAUUUGACCGGUACUUAACCUCUUUGGCCCUGGGACUGAAAACCUGGCGUCACUUCCACAAUAUGGGACCAGACCCCUCCAGCUCCAUGUGUGUAUCUUAGCUGCCUUUGAAACUUUACCCUUGUAUAACCUGGAUAAGAUCCGCAAUUGUAUAUAACUACUGUAUAUAACUACUAACUACUAUUUUUUUAAUCUCUCUGAGCUUGUUCUUCUACUCCGUCCGUUUGUGUCCCAAUUUAAACCAGAGUUUCAGCAUAGCCUGGUGACAGUCCCAAAUAUCUGUAGUUUUACUGCACACUUGUUAGUCCUUUGAGU